AUGGGUCCCUUCUUCCUCUUUUACUUCUUCGGUUCGGUGCUGGCGACCGUCACUGUUCAACCUUCUAACCUCACCCAGGAUCUCUCCUGGUCCUCCUCCGCUCUCUUUCAUCUCCAGGUCCCAGGUUCCUCGGGCGGCUUCACCCUCGCCCCGUUGACCGAAUCACUUGUUCGCCUAACCAAUACUCAGAAACAGAUCUUUAGUAUCUCCGGAAACCUCACCAAAGUCGUCGCGGAAGACUCGGUUGACGUGAAUUCCACCUCAAUCGCUUGUAUCCCGUGUGAUUCUUCCGACUACCCCGGACCGUUCAAAGCGGACCGCACCGUCGACACCGUCGACAGCGAGUCGAACCCACCAGGGGCAAUUAUCCUGUACAGUAGUUCGGCGUCGCACUGCAAUUUAACAACGGAUGACGCAGCGGAAUCAUAUUCCCAUAUCUUUACUAUCAUCAAUCUACAAUCUUCCACGGUUCUACAGGACGCCUUUGGAUCAAACAAUACCACCGCCACCAUCACCAGUAUGUCGAGCGUCAUGAGCGGCGUCGAUACCGGAAGCACCACAACUCAGGGCACGUCCGGAAAUAGUCCCAAUACAGCGAUGAUCAUCUUGUAUAGCAUUACGGGUAUCAUCACCGCCCUGUUCUUGGGCAUCAUCAUCACGGGUGCUGUCCGUGCUCACAGGCACCCGGAGAGAUAUGGACCCCGUCGGGUUGCAGGUCGACCCAGGCAAAGUAGAGCAAGAGGUAUAGCUCGAGCCAUGCUCGAAACCAUUCCCAUUGUUAAAUUCGGAGAUGAGCCCGCUGGAGACGGCGUUGAUGCCGCCAAGCGAGAUGUUGAGAUGGCCAGCCAGAACUCUGGUCAACACUCUCCUCGCUCAGAGAGCAUCGCCGACGUCGGCGAGACCACUCCCGGCGAAAUCGAAGUUGCAGCACCCGAACAGGAAACCGACCAUCCUAUCACCCCAGUGCCCGAGUCCAAACCCGAUGCAGUGCCCGAUGCUGGCAAUUUCUCCUGUCCCAUCUGUACCGAUGACUUUAUCAAGGGCCAAGAUCUUCGAGUCUUACCUUGUCAGCAUCAAUUCCACCCUGAGUGUAUUGAUCCUUGGCUGGUGAACGUAUCUGGCACCUGUCCUCUCUGCCGCAUCGACCUCAACCCGCCCAAGAAGGAAGAAAAUGCCGAGCAAGACGAAAAUGCCGAGCACACAGAGGAAAACGCGGCCGAGGAGGCGGGAACCUCUUCCACUGAUGUAACACACCGACAUUCCCACCACCGCCUCACAAACUAUCUGAAUGCCCGUCGCAUGCACAAUGCCACCGUCGAGGAGCGCCUCACUGCCCUCCGCGAGGUUCGUGCUGCUAACCAAGGCGAUGCUGCCGACGCUGCCCCUACCCCCAGCCGUCGGCGUCUGAGCACUCGAAUUCGCGAUCGCCUUCGCGUUCGCUCUAGUGUCCACGGUAUGGAAGGUCUCAGUCCUCCUGGAAGUGGCGCAAAUACCCCAGUGACUGUGACAACUCCCACCGUGCCUGUUCAUACCCCUGCGCAGAUCAACGAAAACGAAAAUGAGAAUGAAAGCGAAAUCGCCGGGCCUGCUGAGCCCUCUGAGUCUGCUGAAUUGCCCACCAACUCCAGCAAAUGA
Penicillium verhagenii is the source of this 1635-nucleotide messenger RNA. RefSeq names its product RING-H2 finger protein. The coding region runs from base 1 to 1635 and encodes 544 amino acids. NCBI's taxonomy places the organism in Eukaryota, Fungi, Ascomycota, Eurotiomycetes, Eurotiales, Aspergillaceae. The record is from RefSeq and is a predicted model, not a curated record. The transcript has 4 exons.